Aedes albopictus (Asian tiger mosquito) is the source of this 1896-nucleotide messenger RNA. RefSeq lists its product as uncharacterized. The record is from RefSeq and is a predicted model, not a curated record. The transcript has a single exon. Gene Ontology annotation, biological process: DNA integration. Bases 1 to 1896 code for a protein of 631 amino acids. Lineage: Eukaryota; Metazoa; Arthropoda; Insecta; Diptera; Culicidae. Gene Ontology annotation, molecular function: nucleic acid binding.
AUGGAUAGCAGUUGCAACAUUCAGAUGCACACGUUCGUGGACGCGAGUGAGAGCGGAUUCGCGGCGGUUGUGUAUCUAAGGUUCGAACAAGGAGACGUUACAGAAACCGCUUUCGUCAGUGCAAAAACCAGAGUUGCUCCACUCAAAUUUCUCUCCAUCCCCCGCUCAGAACUGCAAGCCAGUAUUCUUGGUGUCCGGCUAGCAAACAGCGUUUCCCGGUCAUUGUCUGUUACGGUAAGGAAGCACUACUUUUGGACCGACUCACGGGAUGUCCUUUGCUGGUUGAACUCCGAUCAUCGAAGGUACAGUCAGUUCGUGGCAUUCCGGGUAAGCGAAAUCCUGGAGACGACAGAUGCGAAAGAAUGGCGUUGGGUUCCAACCAAACUAAACGUGGCGGACGAAGGAACCAAAUGGACGCGCCAACCUGAUCUCAGUGCCUCCAGCCUUUGGUUUCAAGGACCGGAAUUCCUACGAAAAUCUCAAGAAGAGUGGCCAGUUCCCUCCCAUCAUGGAGCGACGGACACGGAGAUUAGAGCGCAUCUGUUGACGCACGUUUCUACGGUGGAAUCCAUCAUUAAUCCUCAAAACUACUCGAAGUGGACUACGAUACUACGUACAACGGCGUUCGUGUUCCGGUAUAUAAACAACUCUAGGCCGAUGAUGAAGCAACGAACCGGAGGACCGUUGACGCAGCAGGAGUUAGAAAGAGCAGAGAACUUUCUGUAUCGCCUUGCCCAGAGUGACGAGUACGCAGAAGAAAUGGCUAUCCUUUUUAAUAACCGCUUGUGUGAAACGGAUAAGCAAUCUAUACCCAAGAGCUGUUCUAUUGCUUAUUUCUGCCCCUUUCUCGAUGAAUCCGACGUGUUAAGGGUUCGGGGCCGAACCGGUGCCUGCCCGUUGAUCGACUACGAUGCAGUUAACCCCAUCAUUCUGCCUCGUGCCCAUCGGGUCACACAUUUGAUUCUUCUGCAAUAUCACCGCAAAUAUCACCACCAAAACCACAACACUGUUCUCAACGAGAUUCGUCAACGAUACAGGAUCCCACGCCUGAAGUCUACAUACAACACAAUCCGGAAGCAGUGCCAGGAAUGCAUGAAUGCUAGGGCAACGCCACAGCCUCCAGCCAUGAGUGACCUUCCGGCAGCCCGUCUUGCUGCCUUUUCUCGUCCGUUCACUCACAUGGGGGUGGAUUACUUCGGCCCGGUCUUAGUCACAGCCAACCGUAAAACUGAGAAACGCUGGGUUUUACUAGCCACCUGCCUGAUCAUCCGCGCCAUCCACUUGCAAGUCGCACACACUCUCAGUACCGAUUCCUGCAGUAUGGCUCUUCGAAACGUCAUUGGUAGGAGGGGCACGCCGGCAGUCAUCUAUAGUGACCAAGGUACCAACUUCCGGGGUGCUAGCAAGGAGCUAAAGAAUGCUAUGGACAAUCUUGACCGUGAACGGCUGAAGGCCGAGUUCACGACUACCCACACGACUUGGAUUUUCAACCCACCAGCCUCUCCGCACAUGGGCGGAGCUUGGGAGCGUCUCGUUCGCACAGUCAAGCAAAACCUCAAUAAGCUGCUACCAAAUCGUACAUUGUCCUACGAAGUUCUUGAGAAUCUUCUCAUCGAAGUUGAAAAUGUGGUCAACUCCCGGCCGCUAACCAGUAUCCCGGUGGAAGAUGAUGAAUUCCCUGUACUGACCCCAAACCACUUCCUACUUGGAUCGUCCAAUGGUUUGAGAUCGUGGGUACCUCUUGACAGUAGCCCCCGGCACUCAAACACUGUUGGCACCUCUCUCAGAGCUUGGCCAACCAAUUCUGGACCCAAUGGUUGCGAGAUUACCUGCCGUCGAUCACUCGUCGAACCAAAUGGCUUAACCCAACAAAGCCCAUUGAAGUCGGCGACAUAG